This is a messenger RNA of Thamnophis sirtalis, 1718 nucleotides long. Lineage: Eukaryota; Metazoa; Chordata; Lepidosauria; Squamata; Natricidae. The record is from RefSeq and is a predicted model, not a curated record.
UCUAACGAGGGUCUUGUUUGCAAACGACAUUGGAAAACUGCAACAAUUGUUUUCUCCCCUGCAGACAAAGCCGAAAACCCCAAGAAAACAGAGCCGGAAGAAGAAGAAGUUGAUAUCGAUUUAAAUGCCCCCGAAACGGAGAAGGCCGCUCUCGCCAUCCAGGGGAAAUUCCGACGUUUCCAAAAACGGAAGCAGGAUCCCAGUUCCUGAGCCUUUCGGAAGUCUUCCCACCUCGCCUUGACGCGCUUUUCCUUCUCCUGCCCCCCCCCCCCAAAACCCCGCCGCGAUUCCAUUUUCCUCUCUUCCCACCACGACGAAGGGGGGUGGUGUCCUCUGAUCUUCAAUUAAUUUUAAUUUUUGCACGUCCUGGGAAAAUGGUCAAAGCAGAGGAAGGGAGGGGAUGGGGUGAGGUGAGUGGAAGGGGGUGCUGAGCACACACAGGCCUUCCACUCUGCUUCACCGGAAGCCACCGAGAGAUGUCGUUCAGUCCCCGACUUACGACUGGUCGUGUCUUAUCAUCAAGGGAGGGGUUGUUACUCUAUAAAUGGAGGGUUGAGAUUUUAAUCUUCCGUUUAGGAGAUUGGGAAAACAGUUCCCACACUUUGAUGCCAACUUCUACAGCGCCACAUGGAAGGGAAAUUAUUUUUUCCCGCCCUGCGAGGUUGGUUCGCUAAAAUUCUUCAAACCUUGCUAUAAAGUUUUAAAUCCUUUGGGUACCCGCCAAAAACCCCUUGCAUAAUUGCGAAAACGGAAAAUUUGCGAGCCACGUCCAAGUUCCAUUCGCAAGCUAGGAUUUGAAAACGGGUCCGUUUUGUGUCCCAAUGUGGUCGCCAAAUAUUUCCUUCCCUGCCUGACCGAGGAUUCUAGGACAACUCUCCGCGGCCAACCCAACUUGCCGCGGGACAAUUCAACGCCGCAUUCAUCAUUUCAUUCAGUGACUUUGUUUUCUUAAUGGCGACCACGCUGUCAUCCCAAUCGUCGUGAUUCUUGCAUUUCCGGUUUGACGUCCUUCACGUGGUUAUUACUGGCUGCGGUUCCAUCAAAAUUAAGUUAACUUUCGUAUUUUGUUGGAUUGUCUUGUGACGAGUUGCCCCCGUGGCAAGUUAGCCGUAGUCGGUCGUCCCAUUCCAUUGACCGAAGGCCUCCUAAAAAUCCUGGCAAAUUCAUUCAAAGAACGAAAAGCAUCGAUGCAGGGGAAAUAUUCACUUGAAAUUCUAAAGUAAACCCCGUUUCGAAACGAGAAAAUCGAGCAACGAGGCUCAAUGCCAACAUGUUGGAAAGAGGGGAAAUGUGAUGAUGGGAUCCCACUUUUCUCAAGAGCCAACCUCGCACAAGAGGCACCUGUCUUUUGCACCGAUAAGAGUGAAACCGUGAGCAAGAUUGGGAGCUCCCACCCACGGAAACAUUUUUGUGAGUCCGAUAUGCUUUCUACGAAGUCAGCUUCAAGCCAUUCUUCGCCAAAAGAACAUCCAAGUGUUACUACCAAACUCCGUGUCCAUCCUACAUGGUCACCAGAUCUCAGCACCCCAGAUUCUCUGUCCAUUCACCCACAAAAAGGGCUGCUAGCUACAAAGCCAUGCUUCCCUCCUCAGGGCCCAGUUUAUUAUGAGCCAAGAAAAUAAACAAGAACAAGCCGAAAUCUAUCCGUCAACGUCACGCACACAUUUUCCCCCAACCCCACUUAGCUGCCUCACAGCCAUUCCACUUCUGGGCCAGUG